Messenger RNA from Aspergillus puulaauensis, 822 nucleotides. RefSeq lists its product as uncharacterized. Gene Ontology annotation, biological process: peptidyl-proline hydroxylation to 4-hydroxy-L-proline. The transcript has a single exon. The record is from RefSeq and is a predicted model, not a curated record. Gene Ontology annotation, cellular component: endoplasmic reticulum. Lineage: Eukaryota; Fungi; Ascomycota; Eurotiomycetes; Eurotiales; Aspergillaceae. Bases 1 to 822 code for a protein of 273 amino acids. Gene Ontology annotation, molecular function: L-ascorbic acid binding; procollagen-proline 4-dioxygenase activity; iron ion binding.
AUGGGGCGCCAACAGAGCACCGACUUUCUUCCCCCGCAACCCCCCGCAAACGCAACCUGCCGAGUGAUCGACUUUGCGGCCACAGAACCACCAGUCCCUGAAUACAAAAAGUACCUCGCUGCAGUUAUCGAUAACGCAUUCACCGAAGCAGAAUGCAGAGAGCUUUUGCGCUUAGCGGAACAAAGCUCACCUGAUAAGGCCUGGGAGCGGGCGCUCAUCAACAUUGGAGGCGGCCGCCAAGCAUUAUCCACAGACUCGCGCAACUGCAGUCGAAUCAUCCUGGACAGCCCGGAAGUUGCAGAGAAAUUGAAGAGUCGACUUCUACCUUUCUUAAAGGAGUUGGGAAUCGACCGGCUUGAUAAGACGCCGCUCAUAACGGGUCUGGCUGGUCGAAGGCGCACAUACCAGUUCACCCGGUUCAACCAUCGCCUGCGCUUCCUCAAGUAUGUCGGGGGUGAAUAUUUUCGACCGCACUGGGACGCCCACUACAUGACUCCCGAUCGUCGGGAGAAAUCAUACUUCACGAUCCAUCUCUACCUAAACGGGGACGGGGAACAGGAUCUUAAAGAGUUGGAACGUGCCAAUGCUGACGGCCUGGAAGGCGCUGGAAACACGGAUUUGGAUGGGCAAUUAUUAGGCGGCGCGACGUCCUUCCUGCCCCGGUAUGAGGAGAAAGAGAGACAUGCGCGAGUUUUCCCCAAAACAGGGUCAGUUCUCGUCUUUCAGCAGAGCGAGUUGCUGCAUAGCGGGGAUUCGGUGUUUCGGGGCACCAAGUAUACACUUAGGUCGGAUGUGAUGUAUGAGGAGGUUACUGAAGCGUGA